UCGGUUCUUCAGUGUACGUUCAACGUUGCCUGGUACAAUAUCGUUCUAGUGAGAGUAGGUGGAAGUGACCGAGUACUAUUUAAAUAAGGACAUUUUUUUCAUCUUUAAAAUAAAAAAUGAAGAGUGAAAUUUGUGUUUUGGCUCUAGCACUCUUCGGAUGUGUCAGUGCGCAACAGUUGAAGGGAAACCAGGAAGAUCCGUGCAAGACCAAGUCCAGGGUUGUGGGCGAUGAAACGUACUGUGACAGAUACUGGGAAUGCGUAAAUGGACAGCCCGAAUUGUACGAUUGUCCGAACGGUUUGGUGUAUGCCGGUAAAAAUAGGGGAGUGACGGAGGGAUGCGAUUAUCCUUGGAGGUCAAACUACUGUGAUGGAAAGCAACAAGCCAAUGCCCCAAUUGGAACCGAGCACUGCGACUGGUUGUACGGCAUCUUCGGACACGAGACUUCUUGCACAAGAUAUUGGACAUGCUGGAACGGCACCGCUACAGAACAGCUGUGCAUCGGUGGACUUCUGUACAACGAACGCACCCACUCCUGUGACUGGCCCGAGAAUGUAGACGGAUGCCAAAAACAUCCUCUCUGCAACGAUGAUCCAAACGGCAAUGUUCCGUUGGGUAAAUCCUGCAACAGAUACUGGCAAUGCCAAGGGGGAUACCCACGCCUCCAAAGGUGCCCAGCCAUGCUGGUGUUCGACCGCAGAUCGCUCAGGUGCGUGGUACCACCAACCGAGGAUUGCGACGUACCAAGCACAAUCCCACCACCUCUGGCUGAAGAUGACGACGAACAGAACAUUCCACAGAACAACCCCAAGAAUAGACAACAGGGAGGUGGAGACUUCCCCAAUCUUCCACCCGGAGCAAUUCCAGUGCCCACCAAGAACAACAGGCCUAGAAAUUAAAUUCGUGUAGGUUUAAGAAUUGGAGAACGAUCACGUUCUAAUAAACAGGGUGACACUAAAGUGUCGUGUGUGUCGGCAUAAAUAACAACAUUUAAAAAUCCAUAAUCAAAACUGUAGUAUUAGGCUCAGUUAUUUAAAUCACGCGUAAUUUUGCUGAUUUACGCAAUACAUACGGUGCAAAAAUCCAUUUAGUAGUUCGAUUCAUUUUUGCACCGUAUAAAAGGUCACCACACCCUGUAAUUUUAAAAUACACAUGGAAUUAGAGACAUUUGUAUUUUCAUACCAAAAAACCCAAUACAAUUUUAAAUUUUCCCUAGGAUAGAUUUUCACAGCAAUGCGAAUUAUGCAAUAAAACUUAAUUUAUUUCACAUGUAAUAAAAUAAAAUUAUGUCUAGUGUUUAUAAAUUUCACUUUCACUCUCUUGACUGUUCUUCGUUGGUUCGUGCCUUUCUCUGUACCACUAAAACGGUUUCUGCUAGUGCCAGUAUUUUUUAAUUUCUGAUAUUUCUGUCGUUUACUUUGUUAUGCAAUGCGGAUACGUAAUUGUUCUGUAUAAAAUAUUAUGUGUAAGUGUAAAAUAUGGUACGAUAAAAUAAAUAUAUUUUACUUAA
This is a messenger RNA of Aethina tumida (small hive beetle), 1510 nucleotides long. RefSeq names its product protein obstructor-E (gene Cpap3-d2). The transcript is spliced from 4 exons. Gene Ontology annotation, cellular component: extracellular region. The record is from RefSeq and is a predicted model, not a curated record. Bases 117 to 899 code for a protein of 260 amino acids. Gene Ontology annotation, molecular function: chitin binding. NCBI's taxonomy places the organism in Eukaryota, Metazoa, Arthropoda, Insecta, Coleoptera, Nitidulidae.